Durio zibethinus is the source of this 4227-nucleotide messenger RNA. It is a transcript of the gene SGR2, whose product is annotated as shoot gravitropism 2 (SGR2). Gene Ontology annotation, molecular function: glycerophospholipase activity; metal ion binding. Gene Ontology annotation, cellular component: cytoplasm. Lineage: Eukaryota; Viridiplantae; Streptophyta; Magnoliopsida; Malvales; Malvaceae. The record is from RefSeq and is a predicted model, not a curated record.
CUUUUUUUUUUUUUUUUUAUUCUUUAUGGUCAAAGUUUCAUGUUGUUGUUCUUCUUCUACCGGACAUUCAAUUAACCCAACCGCCAUUCAAUCCUUCAACUGACAAUAUUUCAGAAUAUACUUUAUCAACAAAAAGUUACUGGAAAAGAAGUAGGUUAGUUUUGUUCUUUUCUUUGUUAUUCUUUUCUUUUGCUAUUUUCAAUAGAAAAUUUUUCAUCGACUAACCGAAAGAAAUAGAGGCUCUGAAAACUUAUACCGCCGCGAAAAUUAAAAAAAGAAAAAAAAAUUAAAAUUAAACGCCAUUUGCAAAACCCUGAUAAAGCCCCCAAUGUUCUCCUGCAUGAAAGAUGGAUGGUCUGAUGUAAGCAGAAUAUUGACAAAGACGGUAUCAAUUUUGAAAAGUGCAGGUAUUCUAUUUGAAGAUUUGAUUUAGAUGGCGGAUUCAGUAGAAAACACCACGGUUGAAGGAACAAGUGGGGUGGAGGAAACAUCACCCGAUUCAUUGAAGAACACGCCAUAUAACAUUGCAAGAUUGGAGGAUGUGAUAGAGCAUUGUAAGGGUCGUCAGAAGUAUCUUGCUCAUACGAGGAGUCCUUCUGAUGGGGGUGAUGUCCGCUGGUACUUUUGCAAGGUUCCUUUGGCUGAAAAUGAUCUAGCUGCCUCAAUUCCUCGAACUGAGAUUGUUGGGAAGAGUGACUAUUUUCGUUUUGGGAUGAGGGAUUCUCUUGCAAUAGAGGCAUCUUUCUUGCAGAGAGAAGAAGAGCUACUAUCUGGUUGGUGGAAAGAAUAUGCUGAAUGCUGUGAAGGUCCAAGAGGACGAAGUAGUUCUGGCAAGAUGUUGGACAUGGGAGAGGAUUCAUCUUCUUCCAAGGGUUUUCAAUCAGCCCAACUAUAUGCAUUUGAAGAAGAGAGGGUUGGUGUCCCUGUAAAGGGAGGGCUUUAUGAGGUAGAUUUAGUUAAGAGACACUGUUUCCCUGUAUACUGGAAUGGAGAAAAUCGACGUGUUCUGAGAGGUCACUGGUUUGCUCGUAAAGGGGGCCUGGAUUGGCUUCCACUUCGUGAAGAUGUAGCUGAACAAUUAGAGAUUGCAUAUUGUAGCCAGGUUUGGCACAGGAGAACAUUUCAACCAUCAGGACUUUUUGCAGCUAGAGUUGAUCUGCAAGGCUCUAACCCAGGACUUCAUGCACUUUUUACUGGAGAAGACGAUACCUGGGAGGCUUGGCUCAAUGUUGAUGCUUCUGGUUUUUCCAGUGUUUUUAAUUUCACGGGAAAUGGAAUCAAGUUAAGACGUGGUUACUCUGCAUCUCACUCCCCCAAACCAACCCAGGAUGAAUUACGUCAAAGAAAAGAGGAAGAGAUGGACGAUUAUUGUUCUCAGGUUCCUGUUCGACACUUAGUCUUUAUGGUCCAUGGUAUUGGUCAAAGGUUGGAGAAAUCUAAUUUGGUUGAUGACGUUGGCAACUUUCGCCAUAUCACAUCAAGCCUUGCGGAGCUACACCUGACUUCACAUCAACGCGGUGCACAAAGAGUCCUUUUUAUCCCCUGUCAGUGGAGAAAAGGCUUGAAGCUCAGUGGUGAAGCUGCAGUUGAGAAAAUCACACUAGAUGGUGUGCGGGGUUUGCGUGUUAUGCUGAGUGCUACUGUUCAUGAUGUGCUCUACUACAUGAGUCCCAUAUACUGCCAGAGCAUUAUUGACUCAGUUUCUAACCAGUUAAAUAGGCUGUAUUUAAAGUUUCUUAAACGGAAUCCUGGUUAUGAUGGAAAGGUUUCCAUUUAUGGACAUUCUUUGGGAAGUGUCGUCUCCUAUGACAUCCUCUGCCAUCAAGAGAAUCUCUCCUCCCCAUUUCCAAUGGAAUGGGUGUAUGAGAAACACUCCAAAAAUGUAGGAUAUUCCCCUAAUAUGAAUAACCAAUCUUCUAAGUGCUGUUCUUUGGCUAAUCUAGAGGAAAAGAACUCCACUACAAUGAUGAAGAAUACAGUAGAUUGCAUUGGUGAAGACAUGAUGGUUUCACGACCAAUUUCAUUGGUGAUUGAAAAGGUACAUGUUGGAGAUAGAUCCUUAGUGUCAGCUGAAAAUAAUGUCGCUGCUGAGGACUCUAUGCAGAAAAGCUGUAAGGAGGAUGUGCAUGAUUUACUUAAUGAUUUUAGUGAAACCCCUCAGCUGAAGGAGGGUGGAUUUGGUGAAGCUACAGAUAUCGCUGGUCUUUUGGAGAAAGUGACAGGGGAAGAGAGUGAAGAAGCCAGAGAUAAGGAUAAAGCAAUCAAAAUGCUUAGGGAAGAGAUUGAUUCCCUAAAGGCAAAAAUUGCAGAACUGGAAUCACAUAACAGUGAGGAAACUAGUGAAGAUAAGGAGACACUUAUGCAAAAACCUCCUACAUUGCAGAAGUUUGAUCAAAAGCUGCCAUCGAAGCUAGAUGAUGCACCAAAGAGCUAUACCCCUUAUAUCAGAUACACAAAGCUUGAGUUCAAGGUUGACACAUUCUUUGCAGUGGGAUCACCUCUGGGAGUGUUCCUUGCCCUUCGUAAUAUCCGUAUUGGACUUGGCAAAGGGCAAGAAUAUUGGGAUGAGGAAAACAUUCACGAAGAGAUGCCUGCUUGUCGUCAAAUGUUCAACAUUUUCCACCCAUUUGAUCCUGUAGCAUAUAGAGUAGAACCACUUGUUUGUAAAGAAUACAUCACAAAACGUCCUGUUAUUAUCCCUUAUCACAAAGGUGGAAGAAGGCUGCAUAUUGGAUUUCAAGAAUUUACAGAAGAUUUAGCUGCUCGUUCUCAGGCAGUAAUGGAUCAUCUGAGCUCUGUAAGGGUGGGUUCUAUUCCAUCCAGAGUUAAUAGCUUAUUCUUUGUUACAUGUACAAGCUUUGUUUGGUUCCAUUGCUCUGACUACCAUGAAAAACAGACUUCUCAAAAGUUUCUCAGUUCCAGGCUAAAGUGCUCACAGUUUGCCAAUCAAGAAACACUGAUGGCCAAGAAGGGCCAGAGAAUGUGGAAGAAAAAGAAGAGAGGUCAUAUGGUUCUCUAAUGAUCAAGAGGUUAACUGGAAGUGAAGAAGGGCGGAUAGAUCAUAUGCUUCAAGUGUGUAAUUACACAGUCUGAUGCUAUUCGAUUUCAUUUUCUUGGUUUUUUCUGUCUGUUUGUGUGCACAUGUGUGCAUUAGUGUAGGGGUGUAAGCGAACAGAGCUUUCAACGAAUCAUUCAUGAACAUGUUUGGUUUUUGUUUGUUUAUGUUCGUUUACUAAGCUUAACAAAUGAUCUUGAACACCAUUUGUACGUUCGUUUAUUAAAUGAACCGAACAUGAACAGCUGUCUGUUCGUUCAUUUAUGUCCACGAACAAACUCGUUUACAGUUCAUUUAAAACUCGUUCGUUUAUUGUUCAUUUAUUGUUCGAUUGCUGUUCAUUUAUAAUAAUACUAAUGAAGUUACAUUUUUAUCCUUUAUCCUAAUCCUAUUUUAAGGUUCAUUUAUAUUUGUUCGGGUUCGUUUAUGUUCGUUUAAGGUUUGUUUGUUUAAACUUGUUUAAUUAUGGUUUGUUUGUUGUUUAUGAACGUGUUCAUUUAUAUAUGUUCGUGAACAUAUUCAUUUAAUGUUCACGAAUAAGCUCAUUUAACUUAAUUGAACGAACACAAACUGAACAUGAACAACCUAUUAUUUAAACAAACGAACAUGAAUGAACACAAACUGAAUACGAACACCUUUAAAAAUAAAUGAACACGAACAUAUGUUCAUUCGUUCAUGUUCGGUUCAUUUAUAACCCUACAUUGGUGUGUGCCUGUUAGCAUGUGAAAAUGAGAUGGCACAUGAACUUUUCUUGGUACACUUUCCAGCUAGUGUAAUUGAUUCUUUAGUUUUAUUUUAUCAGUUGUCACUGCAGUAAUAUUUAGGUGUUUUUCUAGUUUGUACUUCGUACCAUGGGGAUCUAGUUAAUCUAACACUGAUCAUGAGAGUCUGUGUAGACCUCUAAAUCUGAUGCCAUGCAUUUGGAGAAUGAGGCACUUUGAUGCUGUAACUCAUGGUCUCUCCCAGCCUCUUGCUAAUAGUAAUAAUAAACAAGUUGAAAACUAGUAAUUUGAGUUGGAUGAGGAAGUAAAAAAAAUAUCAUUUUUGAGAAAUCCUCUUUAGUAAAUGCUAAAAUGGAUAGGGUAAUGCCAAUUUAUUGAAGCCUAAGGAUGUUUAGUUUGUGCUCUAAUCAUGACAGCCAGGUCAUACUGCUGAUUUCGCCUAACUGAGUC